AUGCCUAAAGCGAAGCCGCCGAGGGGCUCAGCCAGAGCCGGGGCGGCGGUUUCUCUGGCCGAGCAGAUUAUCCAGGGAGACUUAGUGAAGCCCACUACGCGCGUGAAGGCCAGGGGUGCAGGGGGGAGGCGUGGCGGCGAAGAGGAUGAGUACGUGGAUGAGAAGCUCUCCCGGAGGAUCCUGGAGCAGGCUCGGAUCCAACAGGAGGAGCUGGAGGCCGAGCAUGGCGCCGGCAGGGAAGAGGCGAAGAAAACGAGGACGACCGUCCUGGGAACUACAUCGAAGGAUGGAAAUUCAGACUCAGAUGAUGAUGAGUGGCCAACACUGGAAAAAGCUGCAACCAUGGAGAAAGGAGAUUAUUGUGAGGAGGUGACUGUGAAUAUGGAAGAUGAAAAGGCCAUUGAAAUGUUCAUGAACAAGAACCCACCGUUGCAGCGCACCUUAGCAGAUAUCAUCCUGGAGAAGAUCACAGAAAAACAAACAGAAGUUGAGACGGUGAUGUCGGAAAUAUCAGGUCGGCCCAUGCCACAGCUUGACCCACGUGUCCUAGAGGUCUAUAAGGGUGUCAAAGAAGUGCUGUCAAAAUACAGAAGUGGAAAACUGCCCAAGGCCUUCAAGAUCAUACCAGCCUUAUCUAAUUGGGAGCAGAUCCUUUAUAUCACAGAACCAGAAACGUGGACGGCAGCUGCCAUGUACCAAGCGACCAGAAUAUUUUCAUCGAACCUCAAAGAGAAGAUGGCUCAGAGGUUUUACAACUUGGUGCUACUCCCUCGAAUCAGAGAUGACAUUGCUGAAUACAAACGCCUCAAUUUCCAUCUUUACAUGGCCUUGAAGAAGGCCUUGUUCAAGCCUGGAGCCUGGUUUAAAGGGAUCCUUAUCCCCCUGUGUGAGUCAGGAACAUGUACGCUGAGGGAAGCCAUCAUUGUGGGCAGCAUUCUUUCCCAGUGCUCUAUCCCCGUUCUUCAUUCCGGUGCUGCUAUGCUAAAGGUUGCUGAGAUGGAGUACAGUGGAGCCAACAGCAUCUUCCUCCGUCUGCUAAUCGACAAGAAGUAUGCCUUGCCCUUCCGAGUUGUAGAUGCUCUGGUCUUCCAUUUCCUAGCUUUCCGGACAGACCAACGCACCUUACCUGUUCUGUGGCACCAGUGUCUCUUGACCUUUGCCCAGCGUUACAAAGAAGACCUCUCCUCAGAGCAAAAAGAAGGCCUCUUGGAGCUGCUCAGAUUCCAGAGCCAUCCCCAGAUCUCCCCGGGGAUCCGCAGGGAACUGGUGAACUCCAAGUGUCGGGAUGUGGAGGGAAUGCAGCCUGAGGCAAUGGCGUGA
Molecule: messenger RNA, 1320 nt
Organism: Euleptes europaea (tarantolino)
Lineage: Eukaryota; Metazoa; Chordata; Lepidosauria; Squamata; Sphaerodactylidae
Gene: BYSL
Product: bystin like
Exons: 7
Coding region: 1-1320 (439 amino acids)
Biological process (GO): rRNA processing
Cellular component (GO): nucleolus; cytoplasm; preribosome, small subunit precursor
Molecular function (GO): snoRNA binding
Source: RefSeq, a predicted model, not a curated record